Molecule: messenger RNA, 1393 nt
Organism: Anopheles darlingi
Lineage: Eukaryota; Metazoa; Arthropoda; Insecta; Diptera; Culicidae
Product: serine palmitoyltransferase small subunit A-like
Exons: 2
Coding region: 802-1065 (87 amino acids)
Biological process (GO): ceramide biosynthetic process
Cellular component (GO): serine palmitoyltransferase complex
Molecular function (GO): serine C-palmitoyltransferase activity
Source: RefSeq, a predicted model, not a curated record
UACUUACACGUUUAUUUAUUGGUCGUUCUCGUUUAUCAAGAUGUAAAUACUAAAAAUGGGCGGAAUCGAUCUAGUCGUUCUCGAAGCGGGCCACUGUUUUGUAUAAAAAGGAAGGACAUUGCCCUCGGUUGCGUGUGGAAAUGCGUGAGCUGCAGUAAUUAUCUGCUCGAUGCAAUCGCGUUAUAAAUGGUAAUAUGGUCCAUAGAUAGAGACUUUUUUGUUGAUUUCCAUUAUCAUGAGAUGGGUAGGCUUUGAUGUAUACUAAGAGCAAAGUGUCCAGCACUGCCCUCCGAGAGGUGAAACUACGAGAAGUGAGCAAAGCAGUUUAGCUAGUAAAACAACAUUUACACAGUUCAGUGUUCAGCCAAAAGACCUUCCCAAGCAAAUCAGUUAACAAAAAAUCGGAAAGCAAACAAUCUAAAUCGCUGCGUCACGGGCUGUGGUCAAGGUGAUGGUCCUUAUCGCCUGUUUCAAUCCUCGAUAGAUGGAUAACGUGGAGCACUCCGGUACUGCUGUGUUUCCGUAUCGGCCCAAAAUAUUCCGUAUCAGCCCUCCAAUUGUGCAGCAAAUUGUAUCGAUAACGGAGUCCCAUAACUGAUUAGAUGUUGACGAAACACUAUUACUCAGAGGAACCCCUUGGCUAGGCUGGCAAGGCUAAUCGUGGGCUGAAUCACGGAUUUCGGGUUUUGUGUGUUGUUAUUUCUUCAUUUUCGCUGGCGACACUCGUCUGGAAGGAACCGUGUGGUUCAAUUGCGGCAGUGAAACGGUUAAAUUUGGUGCUCUCAAACGCGCGCGAUCAAAAUGAUUCGACGAAUUUGGAAAUCCAUCUCCUCCGUGUAUCUACUGUACGAACUAAACACCUGCAUCUAUAUGCUCGAUCCUUGGGAAAAACGGUUUGUCAAUGCGUUCAUUUUUGCCGUUUUAGGCUUGCUCAUCUUCUCCAGCUACACCUUUCUGCCGGACUACACCCGGAGGCUAGUGUACGCCUUCCUGCCAGCGCAUUCCAUGUCCGAACUGGACCGUGACCAUCCGCGAUCGAUGGAGUUCAACAUACGAGCGACAUAGUUCCAGCGUGCUCGGCCUUUGUGAUAGAUCUUCCGUGAGGAAAAAAAGGAAUCGUCCGCACGGCCCGCUUGGGAGGAUAGCGACUAAAUUCUGGCACAACCGUCGGGGACCACCACCAUGUACAACCAUCCAUUCCGGCGAGCGAAAGUCAACGUGGAGUAGACGAGGAAUAAUGUGAUUUAGAGGCAUUUAUCUGUUACGAAUAUCGCGGCCCAGAGUUGCACAAAGAAUGGCCAAUGUUUCUGCCAUGUAUUUCUCAGCCCUUUGCAAAAAUCGUGCUACUAGAAGUAUGUUUUUAAAAUAAACUUUGUCCAAACUUUAUCGAGAA